AUGGAGAGUCCAAGGGUAUUGGAGCCCUUCCAGCCAUCAGAGCCCGACACGUGGGAAGACUACGUCGAACGCUUCGAGUUCUUCGCAGAGGCUCAAGGGAUCACCGAUGCCAGCAAAAGAAGGGCCACAUUCCUGAGCUACUGUGGGCCUGAGACCUUCAAGCUGGCCAAGGCAUUGCUUGCUCCAGCGAAGCUAAGUGAGACAUCUCUCAAAGAUAUUCUUGCCUGCCUAACAAGCCACUUGGCGCCUACUGAGACCAAGAUGGCUCGGCGGAUGGAGUUUCAUAAGAGGCAGCAGCAUGCUGGGAGUCUGUAUCUGCAUUUCUGGCUGAACUGCGGAAGCUCGCUCAGCACUGCGACUUCCAAAAUCUGGAAGAGACUCUCCUGGAUCGGUUUAUCGGUGGUCUGAGCAGCAAGAAGGCCAGAAGACGCAUCGUGGCUAAAGAAGAGAUUACCCUUGCUUCAGCCUUGAAGGAGGCCACCGCCACGGAGAAUUAUGAAAGAGAGGAGCUUGAUGCCAGUCGCAAGGCCCCUAAGCCACAGAUAGAAGUUGCGCAUGCCAUGGACGAGCUAGAGGCUACUCCCAGCCAGAGCCCAGUCCGUGGGGUCGAGUCAGUGAGUCAGGCCUGCACAGUGCACAAAGAUCACCGAGGCAGGUGCCCAGGGUGUGGCGGAAACCAUGAGCGGAAGAGUUGUCGUUUCCGGGAUGCUAUGUGCCGGACGUGCGGGAAGACAGGUCACAUCGCCAGAGUCUGUAGAUCGGCGGCGUUGGGAGCGACAGGAGCACCUAGACCGGAGCAUCGCAGACCGCCCGCAGCAACCCAUUUUCUAAAGGACUGCCACUACGUUACGGAGAUCAACGGGAGGGUCGUGCAGUUCCCAGCACAAGGCAAGGCACACGUCAAGGAGAAGAUUGAGGGUCAGCAGUGCGACAUGGAGGUGGACUCCGGAUCUGGAUUCACUAUCGUGUCGGACCAGACCGCGAGGACAUUCUUCCCCAGGGGUAAGUUGCCCCCCUCUGGAACCCUUCCCGGCAACCUUGCAGUCAUACUCAGCGGGCCGCAUCCAUGUUAUGGGAAUGUGUGCCGUGAGAGUACAGUUCCGGGACAAACAGGCUGUACUCAAACUGGUGAUUGCGAAGGGCAGUCGCCCCAGUCUCCUGGGCACUGACUGGUUCCCCGCCCUGGGACUGA
Molecule: messenger RNA, 1192 nt
Organism: Podarcis lilfordi (Lilford's wall lizard)
Lineage: Eukaryota; Metazoa; Chordata; Lepidosauria; Squamata; Lacertidae
Source: the annotation of a GenBank genome assembly